AUGAGAACCUUAUAUGUCACACAAAGCGGCGCGAUAGCGUUGUAUGCGCUUCUUGCAGCCGUAACAGUAUCUGCCUCUGGCGUCGACUCUGGCUACACUCACGACUACGUUGCUCCGGAUAACCUCGUUGACCCGCAGGUCACUGUUCAAGCAAAGGUCCUUGCUCCGGAUGGGCCCAGAUAUAAGGCUCUGGUUUUCGCCUCGUCCACCUUCAACACAUCUACCUUCAACCUCGUUCGGAAAGAUGUGGCGGCACGAGUGGUAGAGUUUGCUCAAAAAGGACUCCCCGUGGUUCUUGUUGGUAGCCUACCCCAAGUGACAUCAAAUGCUCAGGCUGGUCAAAUCGUCGAAGACGGAUGGCAUAAGAUACGCAACUUGCCAUCCGUGCAGUUUGUCUCGUCACUUGCAGAUCUCACCGGUGCCCUGACUAAGGCAGGAAUCACAGCCGAUGUUUCGCCGGACUGUACUACCGGUACAUUGCGUGUGGUGAAACGGUCCGACCCCAGGGGCAAGGCGGAUUAUGUCUUUCUGUAUAACGAUCAGAACGUCUCUACCACAUGCAAAGUCAACAUCCAAAACAAUGGAGCGAGAACGCCGCACCUUCUCAAUGCUUGGACGGGGGAGAGGAAAAUGGUCGACUCAUUCAAGAGAAGGUCCGCGGCGAUUGCGGUCUCCCUGCAGUUCGCGCCAAAUGAGACAACCAUUCUAAGUCUUGAGAAUAGUGGCAAUAGUGAUGCAGGAAAUUCGAGCAUUGUCGCAAGCAGCAGUACGUCAAGUCGAUACAGCAUAGCUAACCUGACACGUUGGGACCUGUCGAUUGAAGACUUUCACGCUCCAAGCGACCGUUCUCUGGUUCAAACAGCCGUCACGUUGCACAACUUCUCCAACAUCACCCUGAGACCAUGGAGCGCUAUCUCUCCUGCUUUGACCAAUGUGGGUGGCAUCGGUCGAUACUCGAACGAGCCUCACUGUACCGAAUGUCCCUCGCAUACAGGGCAAGCUAUCACUAGGGCCGAUUAUUCACACUGCUCGCGUUUAUAUCGAUGGACGAAAACUUCCUCCCAUUGA
Molecule: messenger RNA, 1068 nt
Organism: Aspergillus thermomutatus
Lineage: Eukaryota; Fungi; Ascomycota; Eurotiomycetes; Eurotiales; Aspergillaceae
Exons: 1
Coding region: 1-1068 (355 amino acids)
Source: RefSeq, a predicted model, not a curated record